GCUUUUUAUCCACUCCCACAGUCCAAUCCACACGACCGCCACCAACUCACGCAGCGUGCUUCCCUUCAGAAACUCGAUGGCCUGCCACCUCGCCAUCGCCGGCGCCACCGCCGCCGCCGCCCGCGCUCCUCGUAUCUCCGUGCUCGCCGCCGCCUCUGCUUCCUCCGCAGGGGAACCCGCGCGCCGCAUCAUCCGCCGCCGCGCGCCGCCGGGUCAGCAGGGCUCUGCCACAGCGGCCCCCGCGCCUCCCGCCCAGCCGUCCGUGGCGGAGGUGCGCCGCGCCAUCGGCGUCUCCGACGACGCUGCGUCGGCCGCCGCAUCCAUGGAGAAGAAGAACACCGCGUUCAUGGACCUCAUCUCUACCACGCCCAUCGGCCAGCCGGAGAGCGAGCCCGAGCGCCGCCUCCGCGAGGCCGCCGAGUGGGUAGUCGACACCACUGAGACGCGCGCUUGCGAAGGACAGAAGUCUUUCUUAGUGCUAUGCAUGAUGACAUUUCCUGCUUGGUUCUUGCUCCUGUUUCUUGCCCUUGGACUCUUUAAGUUACCAUUUGAUAUUCCGGUUCUGGAUAAUCUCCUAAUGUAAGGUGUUAGCUAUUAUCAUUUUUCCCUUUUAUUUUCCAAAUAUACGAGCUUCACACACUGAAUAUGAAAAGAAAUAUAUGCCACUACUGAA
Messenger RNA from Zea mays, 673 nucleotides. Its product is annotated as putative NAD(P)H dehydrogenase subunit CRR3 chloroplastic. NCBI's taxonomy places the organism in Eukaryota, Viridiplantae, Streptophyta, Magnoliopsida, Poales, Poaceae. Gene Ontology annotation, cellular component: NAD(P)H dehydrogenase complex (plastoquinone); chloroplast thylakoid membrane. Gene Ontology annotation, biological process: photosynthetic electron transport in photosystem I. The record is from RefSeq and is marked validated.